CUGACGUCAAUACAGGCAGAAACGACGACACUGAGUCGCCAUAUCUUUGUGUCUUUGAAAUAAAAGUGACUUUGUGCAGGCUUUUUGUGCUGCAAACAGGGAAUGCCGGUUCUACUCGCCGCAGCUCUGUGGCCGCCUCUCUGCAGGCCGGUGUCAGCCCCUCUCUAUAACAGGACAUGGAGAGUCUGACAUCACGGGCCAGAACUCCUUAUAAGCACCUGGACGUCCACGUCAUUCCUCGCUCCCAAUAUGAAAAGCGUGUGAUUGUUUUCCACAUGAGCCUCUCUGGAGUGGGACUAUAUAUCCUCAAUGAAGACAACUCUUUUCUCACUUUAACUGAAAGCAAGGCAGACAGCGAUUGUUGCUCGUCAUCCCGUGUCUUAUGGAGGCGACAUCCUCUCCCCAUGCAGCAUCUCUGCUGGCACAUCUGAACCAUCAGAGAGAUCAAGGCGUGUUCUGUGACUGCGUACUGAGGCAGAGGCAGAACCCAGAUCAGCUCUACCAUGCACACCGGUGUAUUCUGGCAGCGUCCAGUCCAGUGUUCGCCUCCAUCCUGUCCUCAUCCUGUGCCCUGGUGGAACUACACGAUCCAAGUCUCUCGGACUCUGUGCUACCAUUCCUCUUGGACUAUAUUUACACCGGGGUUCUUCCAUACCCUCUCAGCCAACAGGAUUAUUACAGACUGCUCUCUGCUGCCUGCCAUAUGCAGAUGAAAGAACUGCAGGACGCUCUGAAAGCAACCUGGCUGCAGAGCCAAGUAAAUGCUGCAAAUGGUAAAAAUGCCCCAUGCAUGGCUGAAAUGUAUCCAUUUAAAGGGACAGAAAACACUCACAGGACUGAUUUUAAGACCUUCAAAGACCCAUCAUCAUCGCCCACAAGAUAUUAUUUUCAAAGGCUUGAGACACAGCCAUUACUUAAUGAGGAGAUAUUUCAAGAAGACCACAUGAAUUCAGUCAGCAUUGAUCCCAGUACUGAAAAUGGGGAAAAAAGUAUAAGAGAGCGAUGUGCAAAUAGCAACACAAGAAUCGAUUCAGCUGCUUUAAAUGAUUUAAACACUUUCAGCAUACUUAAAAGCAAUGAGAGAGGUAAUGCAAGUGACUACAGACAGAUAACAUUUCUGAAACAACAGGACUCAACGAGGCACACAGCUGACAAAUCUGACGUGCAAAAGAUAUCUGUAGUAAUUCAAUACAGAGAUGUAGACGAGCAUCAUUCACCUGACUUUCUAAAAUCUGACAAUAGACAGAGAAUCCCAGAGGAAGAGCUACUCUGUGCAUCUGAGGACAUAAAGAGAGGCUCUCCACCUUCUCCAUCGUCCCCACGUCCAUGCUGUGGGGCAGUGCCUGUUAUCCGUCACAGUAGCAGAGCUGCUGCCCUGCAGCAGUCAGAAGUCUCUGCAGAGCCUCCUCACAAUCGAGCAUCUGAGUCUUCAGAGGAAUCGAACGAUCAGGGAGCUGUAGUUUCACUUCCCAUGUCGGCACAAGACAGAGGAAGUGACUCCCAGUGCGAAGAACGUCUUGAGGUGGAAGUGAAAGGAGAACACAGUUACUCUUGUGGGUGGCUUGCUGUAACAGAUAUUGGGGAAAAUCACUGCACGAUAUCUGGACCUGCAGCAGACUGGUACCCUAACAUCUACAAGGAUGAAAAAGGCAGAAGUGAUGAUGAAUACAAAGCUGUCAAGUAA
Messenger RNA from Fundulus heteroclitus (mummichog), 1684 nucleotides. RefSeq names its product hypermethylated in cancer 2 protein. Lineage: Eukaryota; Metazoa; Chordata; Actinopteri; Cyprinodontiformes; Fundulidae. The transcript is spliced from 5 exons. Gene Ontology annotation, molecular function: DNA-binding transcription factor activity, RNA polymerase II-specific; RNA polymerase II cis-regulatory region sequence-specific DNA binding; protein binding. The record is from RefSeq and is a predicted model, not a curated record. The coding region runs from base 383 to 1684 and encodes 433 amino acids. Gene Ontology annotation, biological process: regulation of transcription by RNA polymerase II.